This is a messenger RNA of Colletotrichum phormii, 4934 nucleotides long. RefSeq names its product ABC transporter. Gene Ontology annotation, cellular component: membrane. The transcript has 15 exons. Bases 403 to 4797 code for a protein of 1464 amino acids. Gene Ontology annotation, molecular function: ATP hydrolysis activity; ATP binding; ABC-type transporter activity. Gene Ontology annotation, biological process: transmembrane transport. The record is from RefSeq and is a predicted model, not a curated record. Lineage: Eukaryota; Fungi; Ascomycota; Sordariomycetes; Glomerellales; Glomerellaceae.
UCUGACAGCUGCCCUCUGAGUCCGUCGGCAGCAGACUGUUCUUGUGCCUCUUGAGUCUUUGCCCUCUCCCGCCCUCGUUUCCUUGUACUUGUGCUCCAUUCUCUCUUUCUCGUCUGCCGCCCUCUCUCUCUCUCUGUUGUGUUGCCGCCGACACAAGUCCGUUUGCCACACAUUCUCCGAUUGGCCAACUGAAAGCCCAAUUCGAUUGGCUAGCACCGUUUGCUACUACAGCAAUCGCGCCCAAAAGGGAAGAAAGGGGGAAAGACUGUGCGCCAACCUGCUCAUCUUUUCCUUCUUCCCGUCUUCGGCUUCGUCCCUCCACAGUUGAACGGCCCGGUCGGUCCCGGUUCCGGCUCCGGUCCUGCUCCGGAUAGGAUCCACAUCUACCUACGCUAUCUCGCCAUGUCGCAGCAACCACCGUUGGCAUGUCCCGACCAGUCCUUCGGUCCUUGGGCCGGCGACGCUUGUCGCGGUGGCUUCGACUUCACUUUGAUGUUCGAGGAGUCCAUUCUCACCAUCCCUCUGCAAUGCCUCUUUCUUCUUGCGUUGCCCAUUCGUAUGGGCCAGCUGUACUCCAUGACCAGAAAGACUGUUGCCAACGUCCAAGGCACACUGAAAUUGGCUUCUGCGCUGUGUGUCUUCUCCUGCAGCACUGCUCUCCUGGCCCUUUGGGCUGGCCCGUCCGCCAACCCAAAGACGGCAGCCACAAUUCCGUCCGCCGCUAUAGUGCUGGUCGCCUCUCUUUUCUACUGCGCCCUCACUUGGCUCGAGCACCACCGCAACGUCAAGCCUUCCUUCAUCCCGUUUGCCUAUCUCUUCUUAUCAGUCCUCCUCGACCUCCCGCGAUGCCGCACCUUGUGGAUGUCCGAGACACCACCCGCCAUACCUGCCCUCUUCACCGUAAGCUUGGCACUGCGCUUUUUGAUGCUGGUACAGGAAUCAGUCGGGAAGCGACCACUUUUGCUCCCGGCGUACCGCGCAUACGCGAGAUCAACGACUGCCGGUACACUCAGCAGAAGCACCUUCUUCUGGCUCAAAUCGCUCUUCAUCCGCGGAUAUCAGAAGAAUCUGCGUCUCCAAGACUUGGACCCCCUGGAGCCCGGCAUGGAGUCUGAGCCUUUAUAUCGCGCAUAUCGUCAUGCAUGGGAUCUGGUUCCCGACAAAACCGUUAGCGGCGUCUUAUACAUGACAUGGCUCAAGGUCUUCGCUACUCAGGUCAUGGCCGCAUUCGUUCCCAAGCUCUGUCAGAUUGCUUUCACAUACACACAGCCCUUUCUCAUCGAACGAGGCAUCGGCCUUGCCGCCCAGCCCCAAGGUGGUUCGGCAAACAACACGGGGUACGGCUUGAUAGGCGCCUACGCAUUAGUCUACACAGGCAUUGCUAUCUCAACGGGCCAGCACGAAUGGCGCGCUUACCGGGCCGCGUCGGUCAUGCGAGGAGGUAUCAUCGGUUUGGUCUACCAAAAGUCGCUGCGCCUCGACACUACAAUGCCCGACGUGAGUCCUGAGGGUGCUUUGACCUUGGUCACCACCGAUGUCGAGACUAUAACCCAAGGCGUCGUUUACCUUCACGACAUCUGGGGCGCUUUUGUUGAAAUCGCCGUGGGCAUAUACCUGAUCUACAGGCAACUGGGAUCGGCAUGUGCAAUGCCCGUGGCCAUUGUCUUCGUCGUAUUAUUGGUUACGGCGAUACUUUCCUUGCAAAUUGGAAACGCGCAAGCAAACUGGAUCCGCGCGUCUCAAGAUCGUGUGACGACGACGUCCAAAGUCCUCGGUAGCAUCAAGCCCCUCAAAAUGACAGGUCUGAGCGAUCUCGUCUUCUCUUUGAUUCGAGACCUAAGAACAAAAGAGUUGGAGGUUUCUGAAAGGUACAGAAAAUUACUCGGAGGGAUAUUGGUGCUAAUGAUUUGCAUCCCCAUCUGGUCUCCCAUCCUUACCUUUUGUGUUUUUGCUGCACAAUCUGGCUCCACGUUGAAUAUCCAGCGAGCCUUUACCGCCUAUUCACUGCUUACCUUGGUUAAUCGGCCAUUGUCGGAUGUCAUCCUUGCGCUCCCUAUUCUGGCCGGAUCCGUGACUUCUUUCCAGCGGGUACAAGACUACCUGAAUGGCAAGGAAAGGCAUGACAACAGGCUUCCGCAAAGGGAAGAAGAGACCGACUCUACAGAGGGUGGAAAACUUGCCGUGAAUCGUUACUCUGCUGAAAAAACACCGGCAUCUCAACAAGUACAUUCGACUGAGGACGCGGCGGUUUUUCUAGACGAGAAAACUGUCGCAUCUCUCCAGGGGAAAUUUUCUUGGGAGGAGGGCUCAGAGCCCGUCCUUGACAUCGGCGACUUGAGAAUACAGGCCAAAACAUUUACGCUUAUUCUUGGCCCUGUCGGAUGCGGCAAGUCUACGUUACUCAAAGCGCUCCUGGGCGAAGUUUCAGGUUUCGAGGGGACCAUUCGGGCCAACUACUCAAGAGUCGGCUACUGUGACCAGAACGCUUGGCUGCCCAAUGAUACAGUGGCCAAUAUCAUUCUCGGUCAGGCAGACUUUGACGAAACUUGGUACCGCAAAGUGGUAGGAGCGUGCUGUCUGGAGCAAGAUUUCGACGACUGGCCGAAGGGAGAAGAGACUGUUGUGGGAACAAUGGGGAUUUCAAUGAGUGGGGGCCAGAAGCACCGACUGUCUUUGGCACGAGCCGUGUACUCCAAAGCGGAGUUUGUCAUUUUGGAUGACCCAUUUUGCGGCCUGGACUCGGAGACAGAAGACUCCAUAUUCCACAACCUAUUGGGAGAGCAAGGGCUCCUUCGGCUAGCAGACAUGACAAUAGUCGUCACCUCUUCAGAUGCCCGACGCCUGGCAUAUGCUGAUCAAGUGGUGCUUCUCAGCGCCAAGGGUCAGAUCAGCGAGGUCGGGACCCCGGCCGACCUUUCCUCGAAAAUUCAAGCCCAGCAGGCGGGCAUGAAAGGAAUCGCUCAUCGUGUAUCAGACACGAGGACACACGUGGCGCAGUCAGGCGGAGAAACGGUACCUUCAAACGAGACAGCGCUUGUUGACAUAGAAUAUCAGGCAAAGGCCACCCGACGUCUGGGUGACUCGGCAGUCUACCUGUUCUACGCUAAAUCUGCUGGCUGGUGGCCAAUUGUGGUCUUCGUCCUCUCAAUGGUCGUUUUUGCUUUUUGCAGCUCUUUUCCAAACAUCUGGCUCAAAUGGUGGGCAGAAGACCCGAGUCCUAGUUCGAAUCUCGGGAAAUGGCUCGGCGUGUAUGUGGCCCUUGGAGUGGGCUCAGUUCUUGCCGUCGCACUGGGGGCAUGGCAACUCUUCAUCAACAUCAUCAACAACUCCGGAACUAGCUUUCACAGUCUUCUCGCAGACACGACAGCCAAGGCCCCGUUAUCUUUCCACGUCGCCACAGACAGCGGUAUCACCGUCAAUAGGUUCAGCCAAGACUUACAGCUCAUUGACAUGGAGUUGCCCAGCACAGCACUCGGGUUAGCUGUUGGCGUCGCUUUCGGCCUUGCGGAAUUCGUCAUGAUAUCCGUGGCUUCCCGAUACAUUGCCAUUCUGUUGCCAUUUCUUAUAUUGUGUUUUUAUGCGAUUCAGCAUUUCUACCUCCGCACUUCCAGGCAGAUACGUCUCCUGGACAUCGAGUACAAGGCGCCUCUUUACACGCAACUGAUCAAAACACUGGAUGGCCUCGUGACAAUCAGGGCGUUUCAGCGGCAGGACGAAUUCGAGAAGAAGAACAUGGAACUACUCAACACUUCCCAGAGACCAAGUUAUCUCCUAUUUUGCAUUCAACGCUGGCUCACCUUCACAGUGGAUAUGAUGAUUGCCAUGAUCGCUCUGGUCCUGAUCGUGGUGACUACCACCCUCAGGGAGCAGAUCGGGCCUGGCUACAUGGGAAUUGCUCUCAGCAACAUCCUUGGAUUCAGCGGCACCAUCAAAGCCGCCUUGACCUCGUGGGUCACACUGGAAAUCGCCAUCAGCGCCGUCGCCCGCAUUCGUGACUUUUCCAUGACCACGGAGCAGGAAGCUGAUCCCACAAAGGAGUUAACCGAGCCAUCUGAUAAGGAUUGGCCAAGCCGAGGGGCUAUUGACCUGCGCGCUGUUACGGCUUCUUAUCCCUCCUCGGGAAUUGUUCUUCACGGCGUGGAUCUAUCCAUCAAGCCCGGGGAAAAGGUGGCCAUCUGCGGGCGAAGCGGAAGUGGCAAAAGCUCGCUAGUACUCUGCAUCCUCCGACUGAUGCAGCUGGACUCUGGGACCAUCAGUAUUGAUGGGGUGGACCUGUCUACUAUUCCUCACGAGUACCUACGGUCCAAGCUGACGGCCAUACCACAAGACGUUUACAUAUUCGACGGAACGAUACGGUUGAAUGUAGACCCGAAGAAGACGGCGUCAGACGAAGACAUCAAGCGUGCCCUGGAGAGGGUGCAUCUGUGGGGCAAGGUAGAGCAAAGAGGGGGUCUUGAUGCGAUAAUGAACAACGCGUUCUUCUCGCGUGGCGAGUCACAGCUACUCGUCUUCGCCCGGGCAAUGCUGAAGAUGAGCAAGGUGCUCAUACUCGAUGAGUUCACCAGCAGCAUGGAUGACGAGACGACGAAGAUUGUGUACGGCGUCGUUCGGGACUUCUUUGAUGGAUGCACCGUCAUCGCAAUAGCUCACAAGCUAGAGCCCAUCCUGGAAUUUGACCGAGUGGCAGUCCUAAGCUCCGGCAAAGUUGUUGAGUAUGACGAGCCAAGAGAGGUCUUGCAACGAGAAGGCUCAGCGUUCAAGAAACUGUUCGAGUUGUCACUCGGAGCCGGCGAGUAGAACAUCUGGAUGAAGGAGCGUUUUGAAAGUGUAAAAUGUCGACAGCGUCGUGUCCGACGGCGCAGACCGUGAGCUAAUUCCACUCACUCAAACCAAAUGAUAGACCAAGCCCCAAUCCACUCUGAUUGCCGUUUAAA